AUGUCACUAUCAUCCACUUCAAACUUUGAGGAGGAUGCUUUCUGCUAUUUGAUAUCCAAUCUAAGUCCUCAGACUGACAGAGACACAUUGUGGCGAGUCCUCGGUGCAUUUGGCACUAUCAUACAGCUUGAAAUCAAAUUGGGACAACUGAGCAAAGCAGCCAUUAUAUACAACUCACAGCCAUCCGAGUACCUCUUUACUCAACAGAUCUACAUCCUUGAUCGACUGAUUGUCGUGCAGCCAUUGCCCAUAGCAGAAUACAUUGCUGAUUUCAGUAGAGCAAUACCCGCCAACAAACUGUCGCUUGGUGGACUGGAGACUCCACGCUUAUUCAUUGAAGAGUGGUCAACUGAUCAGUACGUUGCUUUCGACCUCAACUUGAACGAUCAGUACAUUGAUAUAUUCUUCCAGCAUGUGGAUGGCUACUAUCGAUUGCGCAUUAUGUACGAUGACAAUCUGCGAGACAAUGUUAUAUUGCAGAGAUACGACAACAAGACAUCACUUACUUUAAGUGGUAAAUACCCUGCCUACGUCUGGAAAUCAAAGAAGCCAAUGGAGGAACUUGGCGACACAUAUUAUUUAUCAGAUUGGGAGAGGGUGACAGACAUCCCGUUGGACGAAUUCUCUCAAGAUAUGAUCCGUCAAAAGGCAGCUAAAGGUGCGAGUCAGAACAAAGGGCCUAUUUUGCCUGGUGGACAAUACCCAGAUCACAACAUAAAGCUCGGCAUGUGGACCGUGUACCGCUUGCAGUUUGACAUCCCGUUGAGCAGCAAGAAGGAUCCAGCAUCACUCUCGCCCAGCAAUGUGACGCAUGAAGCCAUCGAGUACAAGCUGAGACAAGCCGUGGGUGGGCAUCAACAGCGUUUGACCGAGCAGAUCCUUGUCAGGUCAUCUACCAAAACAAUCGACUUUGAGCGACAAAUUGCAGACAUGGCAUUUGAGGUCCAGUAUAUGAUGGAGCACGCUUUUCGACUCAAGAUACUACGGGAGUAUAAUGUGGAUCUGGACUUUUUCGAAAAAAUGCGAGAACUGCCACCCCAAGUGAGCUGCGUCUUCUUGACACUGUUGUCAGCACCACAACAGCGCGUGUACAAUCCUGACACGGUUAUUAAGUAUAUUUACAGAUUAUGCAAAGACCAAAUUGGCUUUCAAAUACCAAUACCCGACGACUGUGCCUGGACGAGACGUGUGUUGGUGACACCCACGUCCGUGUAUCCAAUGCAACCCACUGUGGAACCAAUGACCCACUUGCAGUAUCACUUUAAAGAGCACACAGAUCGAUUCUUGUAUUUGCAGUUCACAGACGAAGAUUUGAGCCUGGUGGCGCCUCAAGAAGACGAGGAGACAUCGCAAAACGCAAAGCUGUUUGAUCGCAUCUACAACAUCCUGCGUCGUGGAUUGAGAAUUGCAGGGAGAACCUACAAGUUUCUGGGCACCAGCAUGCAGGACCUGCGGGCACAUGGCUGCUGGUUUUUUGCAUCAACACCCCAAGUGAGUCGAAGCCAGAUCAUGGCUUGGCUGGGCGAUUUUUCAGAAAUCAAGUUUAUAUCGACCUUUAUCAAUUGUUCAGGACAGUCAUUGACGCCUCGGUUGAUGCAUGUACAGAUCAGAGGAGAAUACAUUGAGGAAGUGGAGGACUACAUAUAUAACCAACACAUUUUUACUACGGAAUGCGGCAAAAUGUCGCCACAGAUUGCCAGAGAAGUAGCCAAGCAGCUCGAGUUGGAUUACACGCCCUCCGUGAUCAAGUUUAAUCUUAACGGUGCCAGAGGCAUUCUCCUGUUGUCCAACUUUCUGACCAAACGCAGAAUUCAACUGAGAUCAAGCCAGAUUCACUUUGAAAGCACACAGCUCUCGCUGGAGGUUAUCAAGUAUUCCAAGCCCAACAAGCUCUAUCUGAACGAAAAGUCUAUUUUGCUGCUGUCAUCUCUUGGUGUCGAGAACUACAUCUUUCAUCAGUUGCUGGAUGAGAACAUGGACUAUUGUGAAAAGUACCCCAACAUGGAUAUGAUGGAUGUGCACUACUCAAAUGGACGCAUGGACCAUUUCAGACAGAUCCUUGACUGCAAGUUCCAAGACAGGCAUGAUCCGUUCAUAACCAAUCUCGUUUCUAGCUAUCAGAACCAUGUUCUCAGGUAUCUUCAGCAAUGCCAACUCUAUGUUCAUCAAGGUGUCAGGGUGUUUGCUGCCAUGGACGAGACAGGGACAUUGAAGCCAGGCGAAGUCUUUUUACAAAUCACGGAUCCAUCAGGUUUAGCGGCCAACAGAAAAGUCAUUGAGGGCCCUGUUGUUAUCUACAGAGACUCCUCCUGCUUUCCUGGUGAUGUGCGUGUCAUGGCUGCCAUCAACUACUCCCAGCUGAGACACUAUACUAAUGUUUUGAUCUUUUCGUCCAUUGACCACUGUGAUCUCCCUAGUUUGUGCUCGAAUGAUGACCCAGAUGAAGACAAUUUCAAUGUCAUUUGGGAUACGCGUCUUUUACCUGCCAAAUGCAAUGUGGCCGCACGAAGCUAUCAAACUGUAAUGACGCCUCAUCAAUCCAAGAAAAUCUCGUUCAGAGAAGCCGCCAAGUUCUUCACUACUUAUAUAGCUAGAGACAUGUCCAGAAAGCUGCAUGAAGCAUUUAUCGCCGUAGCAGAUCGACACAAGGACGGUGUUUUUAACGGCGAUUGCAUUUAUAUGUCUCUGCAAAUGUCGAGAGCUUUGGAUUUUGCUAAAACUGGCAUGUACGCCACCAUCAAGUAUGAUCUCAUGCAAUACCCAUACCCAGACUUCAUGAGACAGCGGCCUCUCAAAACAUACACAUCAUCCACACCAUUGGGAUCCCUCUAUCGCACCACCAAAAGCAUGUACGAAAGGCCGCUCUCCAACAGCCACUGCUAUUAUGACACCCGAUUGUAUGUGGAAGACAUGUACAAAUACAUUAUCGAGGCACGCAAGAUGAAAGCCAGGUACGACCACAGCUUGCGCAUCUUGCUUGGCCAGUAUUCAGUCAAGACAGAAAUUGAAUUCAUAUCAGGCCAUAUCAUUGAAUGGCCAAAGUACCUCAAUGAACAAUACCGCCCUCAAUUCUUGGAGCGCAUCAAGGCUGCUUAUAUCCGCUUCAGAGGAUAUUGGAAAAGAAUUUUUGAUUCACAAUGGGCCAGCGAUGCAGUUGACAAUGGACAGCCGCCCAGAGCCGAUACGAAGGAUCAAUCGGUUGAAAUUGAGGCAAAAGCAGCAGCUUGGUACUAUGUCACGUAUCAUCCAUCUGAAAUCAAGAGCGACAUGGUUUACAGCAAAACACUGCAGAGAUACAUGAGCUUUCCAUGGGUAGUCGAGAGCUAUCUCAUUUACAUUGCUCACAAAAACGACAGCAGACCCGAUAGUGCCGAGUACAGUCAACCCAUCCCGUUGGAAAAAAUUGAAAUUCAUGCCAGAUUGCAUCGAGGUCCUCAGGCUGGAAUCAUACUUGCAGAAUCAGACGAUGAAUCCGAUGAGGAUGAGACCAGUAGCGAGGAAGAAGAGAGCAAUACAGAGGAUCCAACAAGCGGCAGCCACCAGCACGCCAAUUCCUAUGGCCUCAAUUUACCCCGUCAUCCGCAGGAGCUUGAUCACCAUCACCAUAAUGAAGAAGCGGAUGAGGUUCCUGUAGUCAGUGUCAAACUUGCAAAUUUAUUGAAUUUAUAA
Messenger RNA from Mucor velutinosus, 3669 nucleotides. RefSeq lists its product as uncharacterized. Gene Ontology annotation, cellular component: nuclear RNA-directed RNA polymerase complex. Gene Ontology annotation, molecular function: RNA-directed RNA polymerase activity. Bases 1 to 3669 code for a protein of 1222 amino acids. Lineage: Eukaryota; Fungi; Mucoromycota; Mucoromycetes; Mucorales; Mucoraceae. Gene Ontology annotation, biological process: siRNA processing. The transcript has 6 exons. The record is from RefSeq and is a predicted model, not a curated record.